This is a messenger RNA of Myotis brandtii (Brandt's bat), 1310 nucleotides long. It is a transcript of the gene DAO, whose product is annotated as D-amino-acid oxidase. Bases 144 to 1187 code for a protein of 347 amino acids. The record is from RefSeq and is a predicted model, not a curated record. NCBI's taxonomy places the organism in Eukaryota, Metazoa, Chordata, Mammalia, Chiroptera, Vespertilionidae. Gene Ontology annotation, molecular function: FAD binding; D-amino-acid oxidase activity. The transcript has 11 exons.
ACCCUGAGCUCCAGUCCAGGCUGGCGGGCAGAGGACUGAGGACAGGACACUCCAGAAUCAGGAGCCUCCCCUUAGGAGACAGGACCCUGCACCCACAGCAGCUGCCUCAUUUCUCCAGAAGUUUGGCACACCCGGCUGGCACAAUGCGCUUGGUGGUGAUCGGAGCGGGCGUCAUUGGGCUGUCCACCGCCCUCUGCAUCCACGAGCGCUACCACUCGGUCCUGCAGUCGCUGGACUUGAAGAUCUACGCAGACCGCUUCACCCCGCUCACCAACACCGACGUGGCUGCUGGCCUGUGGCAGCCCUACCUCUCCGACCCCGGCAGCCAGCAGGAGGCGCAUUGGAACCGGCAGACCUUCGACUACCUCCUGAGCCACAUCCAUUCCCCCGAUGCUGCAAACAUGGGCCUGGCCCCGAUCUCGGGCUACAACCUCUUCCAUGAAGCUGUUCCGGACCCUUCCUGGAAGGACAUAGUUCUGGGAUUUCGGAAGCUGACACCCAGGGAGCUGGACAUGUUCCCCGAUUACAGCUACGGCUGGUUCAACACAAGCCUGACUCUGGAGGGGAGGAGGUAUCUGCAGUGGCUGACUGAAAGGUUAACCGAGCGGGGAGUGAGGUUCUUCCAGCAGAAGGUGGAGUCUUUCGAGGAGGUGGCAAGAGGAGGCGCUGAUGUGAUUAUCAACUGCACCGGCGUGUGGGCCGGGGCGCUGCAGCCGGACCCGCUGCUGCAGCCAGGCCGGGGGCAGAUCAUUAAGGUGGAUGCCCCUUGGAUGAAGCACUUCAUCAUCACCCAUGACCUAGACAGAGGCAUCUACAAGUCCCCGUACAUCAUCCCAGGGAUCCAGGCAGUGACUCUUGGAGGCAUCUUCCAGCUGGGGAACUGGAGCGAGGUGAACAAUAGUGAAGACCACAACACCAUCUGGGAAGGCUGCUGCAGACUGGAGCCCACACUGAAGGAUGCCAAAAUUGUUGCUGAAUUGACUGGCUUCCGGCCAGUACGCCCCCAGAUUCGGCUAGAGAGAGAACAGCUUUGCUUCGGGUCUUCAAACACAGAGGUCAUCCACAACUAUGGCCAUGGAGGCUACGGGCUCACCAUCCACUGGGGCUGUGCCCUGGAGGCGGCCAAGCUCUUUGGCGAGGUCUUGGAAGAAAGGAAGUUGCUCAGGAUGCCACCAUCUCACCUCUGAUGAUGCCAAUGACCACCGCCCCCCCACAAGGACUUCCCGCUUUCCUCGGCCAACUAACUAAUCGAUGUGCUUCUCUCUAAGUCAGCGGUUCUCAACCUGUGGGUCGCGACCCCUUUGGCGGUC